AUGCUGUUUAAUCUAUAUAUUGAAGAAGUAUUGAAAGAAUUAAGAGUAGAAGUAAAACAAGGAGUUAGAAUAGGUGGAGAAACAAUUAGCGUACUGAGAUUUGCUGAUGACAUUGCUUUUUGCGCAGAAACAGAGAAUGACCUGCAAAAGGUUUUAACUAAGGUCAAUAAAAUAUUAUGGGACAAAUAUGGAAUGCAAUUAAAUAAAAAAAAGACAAAGGUUAUGGCGUGCAGCAAGACAAACCAGGUUCUACUUAAUAUACAUAUAGAUAACGCACGCAUUGAACAAGUGCAUCACUUUAAUUACUUAGGAAGCAAAAUAACGGAAGAUGGCCGUUGUAAAGAUGAAAUAAUAAGUAGAAUAGCACAAGCGAAGAUGGCUUUCCAGAAUAAAAAACACCUACUAACCACCAAUAGUAUGGACUUAGAGAUAAGAAAAAGGUUCUUAAAAAUAUANUUCGAAAUGUGGUGCUAUCGUAAAAUGUUAAGAAUUAAAUGGAUUGAUAGAAUAACGAAUGAAGCAGUAUUAAAUAGAAUAAAAGAAAAGAAAAUACUAUGGCAUACCAUAAAAGUUAGAAGAGCUAAAAUGAUAGGACAUCUACUACGCCAUGAGAGUCUAUCGAAAACCGUCAUAGAAGGUGACGUUGAAGGCCAUAUAGGAAGAGGAAGACCAAGGAUGGAGUACAUGAAGUAA
Cinara cedri is the source of this 693-nucleotide messenger RNA. The record is from the annotation of a GenBank genome assembly. Lineage: Eukaryota; Metazoa; Arthropoda; Insecta; Hemiptera; Aphididae.